This is a messenger RNA of Triticum urartu, 2640 nucleotides long. RefSeq names its product putative WD repeat-containing protein C2A9.03. The record is from RefSeq and is a predicted model, not a curated record. Lineage: Eukaryota; Viridiplantae; Streptophyta; Magnoliopsida; Poales; Poaceae. Gene Ontology annotation, molecular function: protein binding.
UUUUGCAUUGAUAUAAGAACCUUAACAUCAAAGGUGUUAAACAACAUGUUCAAUUAUUUAAAGAAUUCCACAGAGUUUGUGAUUGUUGCUCACUAUAGUUAGCUCAAUUUUCAAUAUUUUUUAAGGAAAAAUAUAUGCACUCAAACUACGUGGAAUGUUUUACUUUUCGGAAAAAAAUAGCACAAGCUGUUAAUAUGGCCGCCCACAGUUACUACAUCAUAAUGCAUUGCAUUUUACUCCUCAUAUGCAGUAGAAGAACUUUCAGUAUUCACCUCAUUGUUUACCUUUACUAGUGCAAAUAUUUAACUGUUCCCUCUCUGUCCUUUCUUCGCUUAUGUCUUCGGCUCCAAAAAGAAAAACAAGUAUGAGGAAAACUUAUACCAAAAGCAUAUAAAUAAUAACUGGUGAAUGCAUGACAUAUUCAAGUUAUAUUAGCGUUGUGCAUUUUAUGUUCUGACUCUGUUUUGUAGAUGUUGUGAGAUUCUUGAAGCUUUGACCGGUUUUGAUUUCGUUAGGUGAAGCUUCUAAUCUUCAUUCGUGUUUAUUCCUUUGGUAUAGACUGCAACUAUAGCGUAACAGUGAGUGCAGGUCAUGUUAUAAGUUGUGUCUGAUCUGGUAACUGAAGCUGUAGUUUCAUUUCUGCAAUUAGCGGUCUUGUAUAUUAGGAUAGAACUGCAAUACAAUGGAUUCAACAGGGUUCUUAAGCAGGUGGUUGAGCAUCCUCAGUGGCUGGCACUGUCAUAUGGCAUCUUUGGAAUAUGAUAUGAUAGGUUAUUAUAGCGAGGUUCGAUUAGAUUAUUCAUAUUCCUAUUUCUUUUUCGCAGGUUGAACCUUAGAGAGAUGCUAACAAAAUUUUAUGCAGGACUUCUUAUGGUAUUAACUUUGACCUACUAAAAGUCCUUGAAUGCUACAUCUUUUGCAUUAUUGGCCGAGUGAAUUGUGUGUGCAUGUCUUGCAUUCUCGGAAUACAUUCGUCUGUUGAUUAUUGUACUAUUUGACAUUUUGAUGUCAUUUUAUUUCCAUGAACUCAUUAUCAUGGUUAUGGGUUCCGGUUCCUGAAAGAGGUUAUCUGCUUAUCCUCUUUUAAAUUUCUAUAAAUAGUGUGCGGCUGCACCCGCAUCGAUGUGCAAAAAGUCUGCAUUAGCCCUUGAACUUCUGUAAGGAGUUGAAAAUAUGGUCACUAACUCACCAUAAACUGUUGCAUUGGAUUGUCUUCAGUUAGUUUCAGGUAAGAUAACCAAAUGCGUGUUCAGCUGUAUGUUACUAACGAUGGUUGGUGUUUUAGACAUAGGUAUUCCUUUAGCUACAUCUUGAAAUACUCCUAGGUCCUAACCAUAUUGGUGAAGAGUUACAGUCUGUAGUGGAGUUGGUCAAAUGGGAGUGAUGCCUAGAAAUGUGCAUGAUUGUGUAGGAAGUUAUUGGUCCUUCGGUUUGUGCAGUUUCAGACACAACUCACAUUGCCAAUCGGUAUUCCAGCAAAUUCUUAUGGAUACGCUAAGGAAUCUUGUGUGGGCCACAUCCAAGCAUGAUGUUUACAUGGCACAGAACAAUUCAGUGAUGCACUGGUCUUCUCUUCUUCAAAGAGGGACAGAAGUGCUCCGCGUUGCAGGCCAAGUUGUUCCAAAGCAGAAGGGGCAUGGAGCUCAGACACUGUCCAGGGUGCAGAUCAGCACAAUGGCCCUAAAAGACAAUUUCAUGGUAGCAGGCGGUUUCCGCGGCGAACUGAUUUUCAAGUAUGUUGACAAGCCCGGGGUGGUAUUCUGUACGAAUGUCGCUGAUAAUAAAAAUUCUGUCACGAAUGCUGUAGAUGUGUACGAGUCUCCCAGCGGCGCUACUCGAGCGACGGCGGCCAACAAUGACUGCACCGUCAAAUUUCUUGAUGCUGAGAGGUGCAGCCUGCUUAGUCGUUUUAAUUUCCCGUGGUCGGUCAAUAACACAUCGGUGAGUCCUGAUGGCAAGCUUCUUGCGGUUCUCGGCGACAGCUCCGACUGCGUGAUCGCCGACGCUCAAUCGGGCGAAGAGAUAGCGACUCUCAAGGGGCACCUGGACUACUCGUUCUCAUCGGCCUGGCACCCCGGCGGGAACGUCCUGGCGACGGGGAACCAGGACAAGACGUGCCGGCUGUGGGACACGCGCAACCUGUCGGCGCCGUUCGCGGUGCUGGGAGGGAGGAUCGGCGCGGUCCGGGGCCUCCGGUUCUCGUCGGACGGGCGGUUCCUGGCGGCGGCGGAGGCGGCGGACUUCGUCCACGUGUACGACGCGCGGGCCGGCUACGGCGCCGCGCAGGAGAUCGGCCUGUUCGGGGAGAUCGCCGGCGUGGCGUUCAGCCCGGACGCGGGCGCGCUGUUCGUCGGGGUGGCCGACCGGGCCUACGGCAGCUUGCUCGAGUUCGGCAGGCGGGGCCGGCACGCUUACCUGGACUCGUACCUGUGACUGAGUGGAACAGUCAUGUCGACCGUGUCGCUGCCGCGCGUCGAGCUAGAUGCCUAGAUGUGUGUAUAGUGCUCCAUAUGGCAAGUGGUGGUUUCAGUUCUGUAUAUGCGGAGUGGUACUAGUUAAAAGAUGCUACGGUGCAACUGGAUUACAGAUGGUACAUGAUUUGGACUGACCCUGAUUCGAAAGUCAGCAGGUACUACAGAA